Molecule: messenger RNA, 684 nt
Organism: Eruca vesicaria subsp. sativa (arugula)
Lineage: Eukaryota; Viridiplantae; Streptophyta; Magnoliopsida; Brassicales; Brassicaceae
Source: the annotation of a GenBank genome assembly
UCUUCCUUCAUUCUUGCAUGCAUUGAUCAUUUAAAUGAAGAGGGACAAAAAGAAACAGAAAUUAGAGGAAGAGGAGAGGAAAAUGGAGGUGGUGGUGGUGGAGCAAGUUGAUGCAUUGGCUGCAGCAGCGACGGUAGCUGCGGCUGCGGCGUUGGAAGAGGAGGAAGAGUUGUGGGGUAUGAGGCUCAGGGAAGGAGACGGUUUGGUCGACGAGCUGAUGACAUGGAGCACCGUGUUGCCUUCAUGUUGGGACGUUGAGUUUGUUGAGAAAAACUAUGGAGUUUUGUUCGAAGAUGUUGUGUGGGACGAUGAUAUUUGGAACUUGCACGCUUCUACUCAGCUUCCACCUUUAGAUAAUAACGUAAGACAAGAUUGAAGUCGGGAGAUUCGAGGUUUUUCAAUCGGUUCGGUUGUUCGAUUUUCCGGUUUUAGUAAGAACCAUAUAUUGUAAUCAAAAUUAAUAAAUUGUUUUGAUUUUGUAUGGUUUUGUUUCAGUUUAAAUCAUGAAUUUUUUUUAUAGAAAAUAUCCUUAAAUUUCUUGAUAAAGAAAAGUUAGGUUGGUUUGGGGUUUGAUUUCUUCAUGGUUUAAUUUUGGGAUUUUCCGGUUGAGAGUGAACCGUUCUAAUUCGACUCCAUCUUUGUUCGGUCUAGACUUUUUAUUGCCUACCCCCUCUAUGGCUAAAC